Molecule: messenger RNA, 4549 nt
Organism: Oryzias latipes (Japanese medaka)
Lineage: Eukaryota; Metazoa; Chordata; Actinopteri; Beloniformes; Adrianichthyidae
Gene: atp2a2b
Product: ATPase sarcoplasmic/endoplasmic reticulum Ca2+ transporting 2b
Biological process (GO): calcium ion transport
Cellular component (GO): membrane
Molecular function (GO): P-type calcium transporter activity; ATP binding; ATP hydrolysis activity
Source: RefSeq, a predicted model, not a curated record
AUGGAUAACGCGCACACAAAGACGGUGGAAGAAGUUCUCAGCUUUUUCAACGUAAAUGAAAGCACUGGCCUGAGUUUAGAGGAAGUUAGAAAACAACGGGACCGAUUUGGACCGAACGAAUUGCCGGCUGAGGAGGGCAAGUCUCUUUGGGAACUUGUUCUUGAGCAGUUUGAAGAUUUGCUCGUGAGGAUCCUGUUAUUAGCUGCCUGCAUAUCUUUUGCACUGGCCUGGUUUGAGGAGGGGGAAGAAACCAUCACAGCCUUUGUGGAGCCUUUUGUCAUCCUCCUAAUUCUCAUUGCUAAUGCCAUAGUGGGAGUCUGGCAGGAGCGAAAUGCAGAAAAUGCAAUCGAAGCACUCAAGGAGUAUGAGCCAGAGAUGGGAAAGGUGUAUCGCCAGGAUAGGAAGAGCGUCCAGAGAAUCAAGGCCAGAGACAUCGUACCUGGGGACAUAGUGGAAAUAGCUGUUGGUGACAAAGUGCCUGCAGACAUCCGGCUGGUUUCUAUCAAGUCAACCACUCUGAGGGUCGACCAGUCGAUUCUAACGGGAGAGUCUGUGUCUGUGAUCAAACACACAGAUCCAGUGCCCGACCCACGUGCCGUCAACCAGGACAAGAAGAACAUGCUCUUCUCUGGUACAAACAUUGCAGCUGGCAAAGCGGUCGGUGUUGUUGUGGCCACAGCUGGGAACACAGAAAUAGGCAAAAUCCGAGACGAGAUGGCAUCAACGGAGCAGGAGCGAACGCCCCUGCAACAGAAACUGGACGAGUUUGGACAACAGCUGUCCAAGGUCAUUUCGCUGAUCUGCAUCGCCGUGUGGAUCAUCAACAUCGGACACUUUAGCGAUCCUGUCCACGGCGGCUCCUGGAUCCGAGGCGCCGUCUAUUACUUUAAGAUUGCUGUGGCUCUGGCUGUUGCUGCUAUUCCUGAAGGACUUCCCGCUGUCAUCACCACCUGCUUGGCUUUGGGGACGCGGCGCAUGGCCAAGAAGAACGCCAUUGUCCGCAGCUUACCCUCAGUGGAGACCCUGGGCUGUACAUCUGUCAUCUGCUCUGACAAGACCGGGACACUAACCACCAAUCAGAUGUCUGUGUGCAGGAUGUUCAUUGUUGAUAAGGCUGGAAGUGAUCACUGCUUCUUAAAGGAAUUCACCAUCACCGGCUCCACGUACGCCCCGGAUGGAGCAGUGUUUCAUAAUGAAAAACCAGUCAAAUGCUCCCAGUAUGACGGUUUGGUGGAGCUGGCGACCAUCUGUGCGCUCUGCAAUGACUCGGCCCUGGACUACAACGAGGCCAAAGGCGUUUAUGAGAAAGUGGGUGAAGCCACCGAGACGGCGCUCACGUGUCUGGUGGAGAAGAUGAACGUGUUUGACACGGACCUUAAGAGCUUGUCGAAGGUCGAGCGAGCCAACGCCUGUAACUCUGUAAUCAAGCAACUGAUGAAGAAAGAAUUUACUUUGGAAUUUUCCAGAGACAGGAAGUCUAUGUCCGUUUACUGCACUCCCAAUAAAGCCCGCUCCUCUUUGGGCAAGAUGUUUGUUAAGGGUGCCCCAGAGGGAGUGAUUGACAGGUGCACACACAUCCGCGUGGGCAGCACCAAGAUGCCAAUGACUCCUGCCAUCAAGGACAAGAUCAUGUCCGUGAUCCGAGAGUACGGCACCGGCAGAGACACGCUGCGCUGUCUGGCUCUGGCCACUCGAGACGAACCGCUGCACAAAGACAGGCUGGUGUUAGAAGACUCCACCCGCUUCAUAGAGUAUGAGACUGAUCUGACAUUUGUGGGCUGUGUCGGGAUGCUGGAUCCUCCCAGGGCAGAGGUGGCGGCCUCUAUCAGGCUCUGCCGCCUUGCAGGCAUUAGAGUGAUUAUGAUCACCGGAGACAACAAGGGAACGGCGGUGGCUAUCUGUAGACGCAUCGGUAUCUUCGGGGAAGAAGAUGAUGUUUCCAGCAUGGCGUUUACCGGCAGGGAGUUUGACGAUCUGUCCCCCGCUGCCCAAAGAGAAGCCGUGGUCAAGGCUCGCUGCUUUGCCCGUGUGGAGCCUGCUCAUAAGUCAAAGAUUGUUGAAUACCUGCAGUCGUACGAUGAGAUUACAGCUAUGACCGGCGAUGGCGUCAACGAUGCCCCCGCCCUGAAGAAGUCUGAGAUCGGCAUCGCCAUGGGCUCGGGCACAGCUGUGGCCAAAAGCGCCUCGGAGAUGGUGCUGGCUGACGACAACUUUGCCACCAUUGUGGCUGCGGUGGAGGAAGGCAGAGCCAUUUACAACAACAUGAAGCAGUUCAUCAGAUACCUCAUCUCUUCAAACGUGGGCGAAGUCGUCUGCAUCUUCUUGACCGCAGCUCUGGGUUUUCCUGAAGCCCUCAUCCCUGUUCAGCUGCUUUGGGUCAACCUGGUGACUGAUGGUUUCCCCGCCACCGCUUUAGGCUUCAACCCUCCAGACUUGGAUAUUAUGACCAAACCUCCACGCAACGCUCGGGAGCCUCUCAUUUCUGGCUGGCUGUUCUUUAGAUACCUCAUCAUCGGAUGUUAUGUCGGGGCGGCCACUGUCGGAGCCGCUGCUUGGUGGUUUGUGGCGGCUGAGGAUGGACCGAGGAUCACCUUUUACCAGCUGAGCCAUUUUUUGCAAUGCGCUCCGGAUAAUCCCGACUACCUGAACGUAGAUUGUAAGGUGUUCGAGUCCCCUUACCCAAUGACCAUGGCCCUGUCUGUGUUGGUCACCAUUGAGAUGUGCAACGCCCUCAACAGUGUGUCAGAGAACCAGUCCCUGCUGAGGAUGCCUCCCUGGGAGAACGUUUGGCUGCUGGGAUCAAUCUGCCUCUCCAUGGCCCUUCACUUCCUCAUCCUCUAUGUGGAGCCUCUGCCGAUGAUUUUCCAGAUCACCCCUUUGAAUCUCACUCAGUGGCUUAUGGUGCUCAAGAUCUCACUGCCCGUCAUCCUGCUGGACGAGCUGCUCAAGUUUGCUGCCAGAAACUACGUGGAGCCUGGUAAAGAGCUGGAGAAGGCCGCCAGCUCCAAAGGCUGCCCCCUGCCUGCAUGUAUGGAGGGCAUCUCCUGGCCCUUCGUGGCCAUUACUCUGCCCCUGGUCCUCUGGAUCUACAGCUGCGACACUAACAUGGCCGACAUGUUCAUGUCCUGACUGAUUUGAGCACCACCUCUACUUUUCCAUCCCCUCCCCCACCCCACCCCACUGCCAUCACCUCCCCUCCCUCGUUCUCUCUGCCUUCCUCACUGUGCAUCAUUAGUGUGUGUGAAAGUGUGCGAGUGUGGAUGAGAAGGACCAACAAAAACACAACAGAUUCUGUAAAGACCAAUCCUUUGAAUUUGUAAAAGGGUGAGGCUGUAAAUCUGAGCGUCACUCCCAAGGCUGUGGACUUUUGCUGAUUGGAAAGAAAAUAGUGUUGCCAGUUCUUGUUUUUUUUAAUUUCAAUGAUGCCUUUAAGGUAUGUUUUAAAGAUGGGAACUUCAUGUCCUUUGUCACUACAAUUAGAGAACAUUUUCUUUACCUUCCCUGAUGUUAAGAAAGAAAUGGAAGAUAUGUGAUUUGAUCUGUACAGAGAUGGAACACUAUUUUAUGCAACUUUUUUUUGUUUGUUUUUUGUUUUUGUAAAGCUUUUGAAGUUGCUUUGACCGGCGUGGCUUAGACAUUACCGCCUUGAUUUCUUUUCUAACGUGUACCAUUGUGUCUUCAGUGUAAACUCAAACGUUUGUAAGGACGGGCGCCAUGCGGCAGAUGAGGAUGGAGGCAGGUUUGGGAUGCUUGGCUUUAAGCAAAACGAGAAAAAGAGCAUCAGUAGCUGCAUGUCGUGUCCACGCAUGAACGAACGGUUUCUCAUUUCUAAAUUUCCCCCUAACAAUAAGUCAACGAUAUUCUUUUCUACGGUUUGGAUGGAAAUCAGUUUUUCUGCACCGAGCAGCAGCUACCUCAAUAGUUGUUUAUUUUUCUUUUUGCUCAUCUGGAGUUUGUUCUUCUCCCCCCCUCAGUGCUCGCCGAUAACAUCUGAGGUGUGUCCCUAUAUAUGCCUGUGCAGAAAACGAAGAACAACACGCCCACUACUCUCUCUAACACCUAAUGUUUGUGACAAUAAGUCUGGAGGGGAACGCUAUUUACCAUCUGUGACGUUUGAUUCAAAGGACAAAAAUAAAGAAAAUCUUAACAUCCAUAAUACUAAAGUGCUCCAAAUGGACAUUGAAUGCAAAUAAAUAUUCCAACUGCCCCCCCCCCCUUUUUUUUUUUUUCUUAAAGGAAAAUACAGUGAUAAACCCUUUGAAUCAAGUGUUUUCUGUCUUUUAUUUAAUCCAGUUAAGACUCGUUUGUCAUAACUGUUCGUUUAAGUGUAUUUGUCUGUACAUAUAAUACUUGAAUACAAAUAUUUCAGACAUAUGAAUGCUUAUGUUUUCUUUACGCGACACGGCAGAAAAAAAGCCUUUGUGACACGGAUCCUAAUCUGCGGUUGGAUUCCCGCAGACCUUCAGAUUUGGAGUUCUUGUUGGAUCGCACUCCUAAACCCGACAAUACUAAUCCUAAGCGCAUCGUUUUGUGUGGAUAUUAAAAAAAA